CCAAGGUGUCUGUAGUGAGAUCUAGCUCAGGUCAGAACAUGAAACACCGCUCUCUUAUUACGCCUACUUCUUCAGUUCAUCACUGAAUUAGCCUGAGAGGCUAUAAAACGACUCAUCAUGAAGCCCACAACACUACUGAUUCUGACGUCACUACUGGCAGGUUGUGCGGUCGAAAUCCAUGGACAAGAGAACACGGGACUCACGAUCCCUGCGUCGCUCAGGGAUUGCUAUGGCAACGCAGAUCUCUAUUCCCGAAGCAAGAGACUGCCGAUGACAAUGACGACACUUAUCGAGUUGGUACGCAAGGUGGAACUCUAUAAAGGCGCAUACUUCGAUCUUCGGACUUUGUCGGUGGCGUUACUGCACAGGUUCCGGAUGGACGGUAUUGAACGUAUCCCAGACGUUUCGGAAUCUCCUGGCGUCGUGCCCUUCCGGGUAACAGGACAUCAGUUUCCCAAGCACAAGGUUCUCUUCCAGUUUUCUUGUCACUUACAGUGUACACUGCACUUCAUGCUCUCCAGCGCGGUGGAGCCGUGGGAGCGAGCUGACGAAGACGAGGUGUGUUCCAACAACUUCAACGGCUUUGUAACAGGUGGCAGCAGUAAUUCGUUUAGUCGAGAUCCUGACUAUCCAAAGGCGAAUCUUCAGAGCUCACAAGUGAGUCGUUGUCCUAUAGAAGAUGGCGUGGUUCAUACCUCGAGGUGGGGCACGGUGAGUCCCGGGACUGUGCUGGCAGCAAUAGCAGCGGCGCUCGAACCCCAGCAGGUGCAAAUCUCUCUCCUGCUAAACGAACCGGUUCAAACUAACGACACAGAUAAACUGGAGAAGUUCGAACGUUACAGACAGAUGACACUAUUGGCGCAACUGCACAACACGUGGGCUGCUACUCUGGCAGGCGACCUAGCAGAGGUGGCUGUGUACCAGGGCCCCAGACUGAAGGGCGACCUCUACCUCGGGCCGGGCGGUACGUGGAACGACACGAAGAUUCCUCGUGUGCACUACAUGGACCAAAGGAACGGAGGUUUUUGGCAGAUGACAGACGCUGAAGCCAGGGGAGGUAUCGAUGGGCUGAUCUUGUCAGGGGCAGUGCAGAGCUGGAAAGAGCAGCUCAGCCGGUUGCGUCUCUCUCAGCUGCUAGAAAUGUACUACUCGGACCGCGGAGUGAACUUCGACACGCAGUACCGCGCAUGCGAGCGUCAGGCAAGGCUCGCGGAGAUACGAGAGACGAGCGACUUGCUGCUGAUACAGACCAUAAACUUCGCGCGGGUGCUGUCCUACAAGUCUCCAGAGGCCGUCCAGAUCUCGGACGAAAAGCUCGAAGAAUUCAGCUCGAAAGCCCUUCAAGCAUAUAACAGUCAUCUGUCCAGUCUACUGAGUGCUCUUCACUGUAACGAUCCCUUACCGUUCCCCAGAGUGCACCUGGACGUCAUUCUGGAUGGUACCUGGACAACAUAUGAAGCCAUGCAAGUCCUGGCGUACCUUGCGCAGGAGGCAGACGUGUCGUAUUAUGGAAGCAGCAUGGCAGUUAUGAAUGGAGAAGAUGCAACCUGGAUUCUUCGUGAAACACACAACGCCUCUGAUUUAUUCAGCCUUCGAAACAAUACAGAAAACUCCUCGGAUGUGACAUGGCCAAGAAGCCUGAAUUUAAAACUGUCGUUAGCCACAUUCAGCAGCUAUCUGGCUGAGAGGCUGGCGGAACAAAGAAGAAGAAAUGUAAUUGGUGGUCCUAGUCACGUGAUCCUCGUCCUCGGAUACACAGCCACAAUUAGUGACAGGGACCACAGAGAAAGCGUUCAAAUAAUUUCCAGAUUCAAACAACAAAAUCCAGAUGUAAGAUUCGUUUUCCUGGCGUCAAAUAUCAACCACCUCCGCUUCAAAGAACUAUCCACGAUUGACCCUUCCUACCCUGAUGUAACGAUCGCUUUACCUGACAGCAAGGUGGAAACAGUAGUCACCAAAAUCAUCGAAAUUAUCACCACAAUUCCCGGAAGAAUCACGGGCGGCUACUGUGACGGCAGCAGUACUGAGACCAGAAGAAACGGUUUCGAAGGUUACGUCACAGCUGGGUUUCCGCUUACGUACCGCAUACAUCCAUUGUACCUCGAGCACUCAGGUGACGUCACCUUGACGUUCCAGGGCAGUGGUCACGGGAAUCUACGCGCAUGCGUGUCACGUGACCGGGGAAGUACCGGGACGGACUGCAGCGAGGUGAAGAACCUAGAAGAGAUGGCUCUCAAGAUCUCCUCGCCUUGCGCGAACUACGCGUACCAGUGCCCGCCAGUGUACCUGACCAUCACUGUAACAAACACCUUGACGCGCUGUACAGAGGAUGACUGCCGAUAUCCGGAUCAAGUGAGAUUCUUAUUACAUCAGGAGGGCCUCAGAUGCACGAGGAAUCCAUACUCAGCCGACAGUGACACAGACGUCGCACCUCGGUCAAAUUCGGACCUCACUCUACACGUGAUUCUCCAAACCGUUUCACUCGUACUGAUUUCUAAGUUAAUAGCAAGGUUCUAAGCUAGUUAUGCCAGGCUAAAACAUCCAAACUUCAAGAAAUAUUAUGAUAAUAUUUACACUGCAUAAUAAAGCGCUGAUUUUGCUAGGCAGACAUAUAUAUGGUUCUAUUUAUGAAAUAAUCUCUCCCCAUUAUUUGUGUGCAUUCAUAGAAUCCAAACCAUCUAUGUUAUGUGGUUAAGAACCAAGCAAUAUUAGGUAUAGAAUGAGUAAAUGAAAAGCAGAUAAAAUUAGGCUAUCUUUUAAAUUUUAAGUGAGAAAAAAUGUUGAGAUUGCAGACCAGUCUGUCCUGUAACAACUAAACGCAACCUUUUUGAGAAGCCGCUGGUCCCUAUCCUGAGCCAGACCAUCCU
Molecule: messenger RNA, 2867 nt
Organism: Cryptotermes secundus
Lineage: Eukaryota; Metazoa; Arthropoda; Insecta; Blattodea; Kalotermitidae
Exons: 15
Coding region: 118-2517 (799 amino acids)
Source: RefSeq, a predicted model, not a curated record